GCAGAUCCAGACGCUAGGCAUCACUCCACUUCCCUUGCAACUUUCCAGAUAAGCAUGAUGACACCCCAGCCACUGCGACCGAUCUCCUACCGAAAUGAUCCCCUGGGUGCGAUCAGUUGUCCUGCCUUAGUCCAUUCUGAGUACGACUUUCUGUCGACCGGCAUCCCGAACGAAAAUGUCCAAAGACCAAACUCCGUCACAAUUGACCCGGUCGCAUUACACCUUCCUUGGAGAAGCUCCUUCCCUGCGGCGCGGCAGUGCAGGUUCUGGAGCGAGGCCGAGAAUGCCGGAAAGACACUCCUCCAACAGAUCAAGCGGAUCAACCGUGCGAAUAGUACCAAGGGCGGAUCUAUUGAGCCCGAGGCGGAUGAAGCGGAGAUAGAGCUCUCGAGCAAGGAGGUGGAGCGGAUCGUGAACGCGUCGAGUGCGGCCGUGUAUAUGAACCCUAAUUGUUCUUCCGAGGAGAUCGAGAUUAUCUCGCAGCUCAACCUGAUACUCUGGAUCCAUGAUGAUAUCCUGGAGUCGUCAGAUUCACCGCACGAGAGUGCAACCAUCAUCGAGAAAGUGACGGCGAGCUGGGCCGGAAUUCUUGCCCAUCCACACAAAUACGCUGCAGACUCCUCCGAUAUGUUCAUUCGUCUGGCUCAACGGAUGCUGUGCAUUAGUGGUCAAGGAGAAGGGCUUAUUCGGGGAUAUUUAACGUGGAUGGCGUUCAUGCGGUCAACAAUGCGAGACCAGUUCACCUCCCUCAGAGAUUAUCUUGACUACCGGGCAGUUGAUAUCGGACGAGACUAUAUCCUGGCCGCCGUGAAGUUCGGUAAUAAAGUCCACCUCUCACCAGCUGAGGAGUCACCGCUAGCCCCGUUAAUCGGAUUGGCCAUGGAUCACAUCAUUAUGACCAACGACCUUUUCUCCUACGACAAGGAGCGACGCGACUCGGAGACUUGUGCGAACGCGGUGCGAUAUUUGGAGCAGGUCCUCGCCAUUGACGCGCGUUCCGCUAAGACCGUCAUCAGCAGCCUUCUCACGCAGACGGAAGGUCAAAUGCAUGCAGAGCUGGAGAGUUUGCGUCGCGCGGACGCGCUGAGUGAGGCGCAAAUCCGGUGCGCACGGGGAGUGAUCGAAGCAGCGGCGGGGAAUGUGGUAUUCUCCAUCACAACGCGGAGAUACAGCCCUAUCGGGGCUGCCCAGGCCAGUGGGAUGAAAGGUUGAGAACCGAGGAGUUCUGUUUCAUAGAAGAUGAUUGAACAUAAUAUCAAUAGACCAUCAUUCACCGUGGAAAACUCUCUCCGAUGCCCAAGCCCGCUGGACGCGGGGAUGGUACGGGUAAAGACAGGCAGUUAUCUCCGGAUACGGA
Aspergillus uvarum CBS 121591 is the source of this 1357-nucleotide messenger RNA. Its product is annotated as terpenoid synthase. The coding region runs from base 55 to 1212 and encodes 385 amino acids. The record is from RefSeq and is a predicted model, not a curated record. NCBI's taxonomy places the organism in Eukaryota, Fungi, Ascomycota, Eurotiomycetes, Eurotiales, Aspergillaceae. The transcript is spliced from 4 exons.